Molecule: messenger RNA, 743 nt
Organism: Scylla paramamosain (green mud crab)
Lineage: Eukaryota; Metazoa; Arthropoda; Malacostraca; Decapoda; Portunidae
Exons: 2
Coding region: 1-663 (220 amino acids)
Source: RefSeq, a predicted model, not a curated record
AUGAGGUGGACAGCGAGGAUCGAAGGCUUGCUGUGGGCGUGGGUCUGCCUGGCGCGAUACCCGACAGGCGAGGCUACGGGAAGUUACUACCACUACAUCAGCAACAUCAACAACAUCCCCUCUGACGUCGAAGUUUACUCACGGAUCUCUCUGAUAAUAUGCAGCCUCCACUGCGACAUUCUACCCGAUUGCUGGAUGUUCCUGUACCGCGUGGAGACAAAGGACUGCCGCGUCUUCCCAAACGACACUAUUAGAGAGUUGGACACCAGCAUGGCCGGCGUGCAGUAUCGUCUGUACGCCCUACACCACACACGCCGCGUCCUGUACUUCUUCACCAGGAUGUACUACAAGGAGUCCUCCGAGACCUGCCAGGCGUACGGAGGAAGACUGUACACGCCGCGCACCCAGGAUGAAGUCAUGAUGCUUCAAAAACGCAGGAUGUUUGGGUUUGUAGGCCUGACGAAGUUUACUGGGCAUUGGGUGGACAGCGCGGGGCAGCUCUAUGAGGAACCGUCGUUGUGGCAUAGUCUCUACCCGACUGGUAACGGGAACUGCGCCAGGAUACAAGACGGCUACCUGAUAGACUGCAACUGCCGCAAGAAGGAAAGGAGAUUUGUGUGUGAUGUGUUGUAUGAGAGCUCAGAGGGAUCUUCAUUGGGCUGAGGGUUAUUUUUCUUGUGUUGUGACGUCGGUGUAUAAGCGUGUGUGUGUGUGUUCAGUUUAUUUAUUUCUUCGUUCCUCCU